UUUAUUGAAACGUUGAACCACCGAGGCAAGUGGGCGUAUAGGAACAUACGGAGCCAAUGUGCCGUUUUACGCGCUCGGAGGUUUAACUCGGGAGUUGGCCCUGGUGAUGCGCAUCAGCCGGAGGCGUCCAGUGCAGAAGCAACAGGCGGUGCCGCGCUCCUGAGAGACAGCUGACUCCGGGCGGACUCCAACAGAACCACCAUCUGAUGUGUGAAGCCCAUCCAUGAGAACGAGAUGCGUGAUUUCAAUGAGAAUGACAGACGGAUCAUCUCAGGUUAGAUUGUGUGAUUCGCCGGGAUCCACUCGAUCGGAACGAGCACGGCGCGGACAUCAUUACGCGCGGCACCAGUUGAGGAAAAUCGAUUGUGAAGCGCCUUGGUUAACGCGAGAGGAAGUGAAACCAGCCAACCAAUAACCGCACACGUAUUUUCCUCGCGUUGGCUGCAGAAGUAGCCGCUGCAACUUAAUUUUGCAUCAGAGAUUUGUUUGUCCGUGGAGCGUUGCAUUGGACCCGCAUGCUCGCAGGAACCCCCGGCGCGCACUUGAUGCCAGGUUUGGUGAUGCCAUGCCCCGCAAUCACAGCGGCGAUGAAGGAGGAGGCGCUGCCGGGCUCUGGAUGAGGACGUCGCCCGGGCACCGCACCACCGAUGGUUAUGGCUUGAAGGAUGUGGAGUUGGGAGGAAGGAUGAACAACGCUGCUGGAGAUGGUCUGCUGCUGUCCACGGGGAUAGGGGCUCCGGAGAGCCUGCGGGGGAAGCAGGGGGCCCGGCUCAGUCUGCUGGGGAAGCCGCUCAUAUACAGCGCGCAGAGCGGCCGGAGGAACGUGCGCUACCGGCGGCUCCAAAACUACCUCUACAACGUGUUGGAGAGACCCCGCGCCUGGGCGUUCAUCUACCACGCUUUGGUGUUCAUCCUCGUGUUCAGCUGCCUGGUUCUCUCGGUGUUCUCCACCAUCCCGGCCCACCAGGACUUCUCCUCCUACUGCCUGCUCAUCCUGGAGUUUGUGAUGAUCGUGGUGUUCGGCUUGGAGUACAUCGCCCGGAUCUGGUCCGCUGGCUGCUGCUGUCGCUACCGGGGAUGGCAGGGACGGCUGCGCUUCGCAAGGAAGCCCUUCUGUGUGAUCGACAUCAUUGUGCUGAUCGCGUCGGUGGCGGUGGUCUCGGCGGGCAGCCAGGGGAACAUCUUCGCCACCUCGGUGCUGCGCAGCCUCCGCUUCCUGCAGAUCCUGCGCAUGGUGCGCAUGGACCGCCGGGGCGGCACCUGGAAGCUGCUGGGCUCGGUGGUCUACGCCCACAGCAAGGAGCUGGUGACGGCGUGGUACAUCGGCUUCCUGGUCCUCAUCUUCUCCUCCUUCCUGGUGUACCUGGUGGAGAACAAGUUCAACAAGGAGUUCGCCACCUACGCCGACGCCCUGUGGUGGGGCACGAUCACCUUGACGACCAUCGGCUACGGAGACAAGACCCCCAAGACAUGGACGGGCCGUAUGCUGUCGGCGGGCUUCGCCCUCCUGGGAAUCUCCUUCUUCGCCCUGCCAGCCGGUAUCCUGGGCUCCGGCUUUGCGCUGAAGGUCCAGGAGCAGCACCGACAGAAGCACUUUGAGAAGCGUAGGAACCCGGCGGCCUGCCUCAUCCAGUGUGUGUGGCGGAGCUACGCGGCCGACGAGAACUCUGUUUCCAUAGCGACCUGGAAACCUCACCUGAAGGCGUUGCACACCUGCAGCCCCACCAAGAAGGAGCAGGGGGAGACCACGACAAGCCAAAAGCUGAGCUUCAAGGAGCGUGUGCGCAUGGCGAGCCCCCGCGGCCAGAGCAUCAAGAGCCGGCAGUCGGUGAACGAGCGGCGCUCCCCGGUGGCCGAGACCCCCCCGCCGGCCACCGCCGAGGGGGGCAGCCCCGCCAAGGUGCAGAAGAGCUGGAGCUUCAACGACCGCACCCGCUUCCGGCCCUCGCUGCGCCUCAAGAGCCAAUCACGCUCCACCACCGACGCAGACUCCAACAUGGCGGGGGGCGAGGAUGGGUUCGAUGAGAGGGGGUGCCACUGUGACAUCUCUGUGGAGGACCUGCUGCCGUCGGUCAAGUGUGUCAUCAGAGCUGUCAGGAUAAUGAAGUUCCACGUUGCCAAGAAGAAAUUCAAGGAGACGUUGCGGCCCUACGACGUGAAGGACGUGAUCGAGCAGUACUCUGCCGGUCAUUUGGACAUGCUGUGUCGCAUCAAGAGCCUUCAAACCAGGCUGGACAUGAUAGUGGGCCCCCAGCCCUUCAGCAGCAGAGCCAAGACCUUUUCCUCCCCCUCCCUCUCCGCCCUUUACAGCCAGUCCAGGAAGAGCUCCACGCAGGGGGUGGACCAGAUCCUGGGGAAGGGCCAGAUCCCGCUGGACAAGAAGAUCCGGGAGAAGCUGCUGUCGGAGGGGGACGUCCUGGAGGACAUGAGCAUGCUGGGCCGGGUGUGUAAGGUGGAGCGGCAGGUCACCUCCAUCGAGUCCAAGCUGGACUCCCUGCUGGACAUCUACCGCCACGUCCUGAACAAGGGCCCGUCCUCCGCCCUGGCGCUGUCCUCCCUGCCGCUCUUCGAGCUGGAGCAGACCUCCGACUACCAGUCCUCCGUCUACAGCAAGGAGCGCUCCUGCUCCACCCAGGCCAGCAGCGACGGCGGCGGCGGCGGCGGCGGCGGCGGCGGCGUUGGCGGGGGCGGCCCGCCGUCCAGCGGCUGCGUCUCGCGCUCCUCCUCCUCCUCGGCCGCCGCCGCCGCCCAGCUCUCCCAGGGGGGGCUCCACCUCAUCCUGGUGCCCCCCAACGAACUCAACCUCAACCUCAACACCUCCGCCUCCACGCCGCCCUCCGCCCUCUUCAGCCCGCCGCCGCUGCCCCACCACCACCACCACCACCACCACCACCACCUGCCCCACCGGUACCACCACCACCACCUCCAGGCCCAGCCCGCCGCGCCCUGCUGCGCCGGGGGGGACGAGGCGCCCCUCCUCAGCCCCAGCAGCAACCCCCCCGACGGAGGAGGAGGAGGAGGAGGAGACGGAUGUUUCCCUCUCAUGGCCAGACUCCCCCCCCCGCCGGGGCCCCGUCGGACUCUGGGCCCCGGGAAGGUGUCCCCGUUGAGGUCGCCGUUGGACUUGCGUGGGGACCCCCCGGUGGGGCCGGGGGUGCGAGACGGCCGCGGCGGGGGCGUGGGGGAUGACCUGGGCCUGGGCCUGGGCCUGGGCCUGGGCCUGGGUCUGGGCCGGCUACUGCAGGGCGGCAGCAGCGCCGACGCCCGGCUGAGCACCAAGGAGGACGGCUCCUGGAGGCGGCACAUGAGCCUGGAGAUGGAGCCCCUGGUGCCCCUGGCCGUGGACCGCCGCCCGGGGCCCGAGGAGGCGGACCGCGACCGCGGCCUGGAGAAGUCCAUGUCGGCGCAGGAUCUGAUGCAGGCGAUCCCGUGCGCCAACGUGGACGCCCGGCACUGCCUCAGCCUCUCGUCCCCCAGCCCCAGCACCGGCAGCGACUCCCCCUCCGGCCUCCCGGUGGGCUGCCAGGACCCUGGAGGAGGAGGAGGAGGAGGAGGAGGGGGAGGAGGAGGAGGGGGGGACGGAUGGGGAGAGGAAGACCUCUUCAUCAGCGACAGGGACUUGGAGACGAGGACGGUGGACUUCCUGUCCCAGGGGACGGCCGAGGCGCGGUACUCGUCAGAACUACUGAGGACAGGUGUGAGGCUGGGGGGGGGUCCCGGGGACUCUGAGCAGAGCCUGGCCAGCGACCCCUUCUCCACGCCCUCGGCCGACAGCACAGAGUCCCUCAACACGCCCCACGUACGGCUAAAAUGACCCCCCCCCCCCCAGGUGAGGGCCCCCCCCCCCCCCCCCAUUGAAUCUAAUGGGGGCCUGGCUGCAGCGCUGCAGGACCUUUUCCUGCCACUAGAGGGCGACGGUGUGGAGGAGUGUAGUGGGGGCGCCACUCGUUUUUACAUGGAGCGAUUCGUCGCUCGUUUAUUUUCAUACAGGUCGAUAACACAUGACAUAUCAUCGCAUGAUCGUUUUUUAUUCUUUGCCAGGUUAAGCCUGCGAUGUUAAAAGUGGAACUUUUUUUUAAAAAAAAAGCGGAGCAGAAAUGUAAAAUAAAACAAACAACAAACACAAGUACUAGUUGGUGAAUGAAAUGGCCGGGGACAAAAUGGCUUCCGAUUGCGGUCGGUUGGUUUUGACCUGAAGACAUUGCAUGGACACGUUUUUUAGUCGAUGGAUGAAGGCGUUAACGGUACACACGGCUAAUCUACUCUCAACAAUGCAAGUAGUUAGAGAAACCUAAGCCUUACAUCCACUCUGUCUGGAGGGGUCGCUCUCUAGAAGUCACCUCUAUCUCCGGUUGUGUGAGAGGUGCCAUCAUUGAAAAAGAAUGUUGCCUUGGAAAAGGCUUCCAUCCGUCACCUGCUUGUCUCUCCAAUGAUAAGAUAAUCGCAACUCCUUCGUUGAUUUUCUGACUAGCGCAUACAGAAAUAAUCAGCGUAAGUACUGUUAUUUUAGUUUUUUUUAAGACCUGUCGGCGAGCAUGCAUGCGAGUGUCAUUUAGCAUUAUGAAAUGUCCAAAAUAAGAAAUCUUCAACCAUGUAGGGAAAACAAACCCAGAUUGAGAGAAGCCACUUUUUUUUGACACCCAAAUCCCCAACGUGUCACAAUGUUUGGGGUAUAUAUAGUGGGUUUUGGUACUUCUGGCAAAUGUCAACUGUGAGUUACACGAUACAUUAUGGCACACAUACACUCACACGUUAAAUCGUAUGCAUCCUAACGCAGAUACAAGCACAUGUGCCAGCUCAUCCUUGUGAAUGCAUGUUUACAUGUGGGACAGACUGUGUUUUAUGUGUUAAUCGUGUCGUAUUUGUUUCUUAUUUGGUCUCAUAUUGACCAGGGGCCAUAUCGUUAAAAAAAGCAAAGCUAAAUGAUCUGUAGUAGCUCCCUCUCAACGACGCAUCCAGCGGUUAUGGGUUGAAACAAGCUGAAUGUUUUUUGUUCAAUGGGUUGUUUGUGUUAUCGGAGCAGCUGCUGACCUCCCGGUUCGGAAGAAAAGCAAGGUCUUUUGAUCUGAUGAAAAGAACAUUACUCUCAAAGAGAAAGCGUUCAUUCAAGCGUUUCUCUUAUUUGGCUGUCCCAUUUUUAAAGGAUUCAUUCCCUAAAAAGUGUAUCUCUGUUUUUGCUUUAUCCAAAUGAAUUUUGCUGUAGAAUGUAUAGCCCCAAAAGACAACUAGUUACUGUUGUGUUUUCUUAUUUUACCAUGAAUUCAGGUAUAUCUUAUAAUGUGGGUGGAUGUCUGACAACGUCUAUCGUUGAAGAAUAAUUAUUGUUAUUCCCAUUGUAUGGAGAGCAUACUGUAUAACGAGCAACGCAACCAAAGCUUCCCUGACUCAAACCCCUUCAAUCAGACGUCAGGACUUCAGAGAAAACGGUUAAGAUGAAAACGUUUAAGAUCCAUAAGAAACACUCGACAAAAUUGGAUUCAGCUUACUUUGUUUCAAUCCAUCAAGCAAGUGGAUGCAGUGUGGGUCGAUGCUCUUCAAUGCUAAGGUUGUUAUAUACCGAAAGAUACUUGUGAGAAUGAAUCUGCUAUAUCUAUUAAUCAUUUGCAAUCACUGUUCAAGUACACUCUAUACCGCUGAACGUAGUUUGACUCCCAGCGCUGAAGUGAAGUCUACAUGUGCAGUACAUAUAUGGUGCCUUGCUUCUAUAGUUCCCUUUCAGUCCCACAUUUGCUUUACUUUUUAACAAUGUAUGCCUUUAUGUACCCCUGACAAAGAAGAUUCUCCCGGUCUUUACUUUAAUGUUUUAAUUCCUCAAAUAUGACUUGGGCAUUUUACGUUUUUUUGUAGUCCAAAAAAUGAAUUUGCUACUACAGAUGAGAAACUGGCCUUUAACAUGUUACACAUUAUGUCUCAUUCAUUUUAAUUUAUUUAAAUUAUGUGAACAUAUUUACACACUAGUAAUAAUCUGUUUGUUUCAAAGCCUGUAAUGUCAUGGAAAUGCAAAAUUAACUAUAAUUCUCAUACGUCAAUAAAAAACAUUCUUGCUA
Molecule: messenger RNA, 6047 nt
Organism: Gadus morhua (Atlantic cod)
Lineage: Eukaryota; Metazoa; Chordata; Actinopteri; Gadiformes; Gadidae
Product: potassium voltage-gated channel subfamily KQT member 5
Exons: 17
Coding region: 566-3814 (1082 amino acids)
Biological process (GO): potassium ion transmembrane transport
Cellular component (GO): voltage-gated potassium channel complex; membrane
Molecular function (GO): voltage-gated potassium channel activity
Source: RefSeq, a predicted model, not a curated record